Messenger RNA from Populus euphratica (Euphrates poplar), 2051 nucleotides. Its product is annotated as transcription factor BEE 2. The transcript has 7 exons. Gene Ontology annotation, molecular function: DNA-binding transcription factor activity; protein dimerization activity. Bases 263 to 1429 code for a protein of 388 amino acids. NCBI's taxonomy places the organism in Eukaryota, Viridiplantae, Streptophyta, Magnoliopsida, Malpighiales, Salicaceae. Gene Ontology annotation, cellular component: nucleus. The record is from RefSeq and is a predicted model, not a curated record. Gene Ontology annotation, biological process: regulation of DNA-templated transcription.
CCUUGAUUUCUCUUAUCCUUCCAUUUCCUAUAUAUAUCUUCUUCUAUGUCUCCACAUUUAUUUUUGAUUGAGACUUAACAUUUCAUCUCCCUUUUAAGCUGAUUAGCCAACUCUAUCACAAAUAACAAAAUAUACCCACCAUUGCUUUGCUAGCAUAUAUUCUUCGAGGCUGGUAACAUGGGUGAGUAGUGGAGAUUUUUUGUGCCAAGAUUUUUUAGCUUGUAGGAGUUGGGAAAACAUUUGAUAGUAUCACCUUAAACUUAUGCUGUCUCAAAAACACAUCUUUUGCAUGGACAUGAGUGUGUUAGAAAGACAGCAAGCGAGGUUCGAAGGGCUGCUGCUGCUGCAGCAGGAGAACAACUAUGUAAACCAAUACAAUUCCAUUGAAUCGUGUUCAAUGCCUACUGAUAUGUUUCAUGGCUUCUUUGAUCAUGAGUCAAUGAAUGGAGAUAGGAUUGAUUGGAAGGAGCAGCCUGAAAUCUAUUUGGGGAACAAUGAUUUGCCAAAAUAUGGUGGUUUUUCAUUGAAUGGCACAGAGUUCGUAGCUAAUAAUAAGAUGGAUUUUGGAGAAGCAGAGGUAAUGGCACGGUCUCUCGAGAUUGAUCAUUGUCUUUCAAGGACUUCUAGUUGCCAAAUUGGGGUGGUGGAGGCUGCAAAAAUAGAGGAGGUGGUAGCAGUAAAUGUGGCAUGUGAAGAUGUGACCUUGAUGGAGAAUAAGCAAUCCAACCAUGGUAGGAGAGACAAUUCAAAUAAGAGGAAAGCAGAGUUUAUUGCAGCAGAAGAGAGUGACGAUAAGAUUAAAUUAGUAGAAGAUGAGCCCAAGGUUAAAGAGAAAGGCAGUCCAGAAAUUUCAGCAGAUUGUUCGAUGGAAAAUCAGAAGACUUCAGCCUUACCUCAGACAGACUACAUUCAUGUGCGGGCACGUCGCGGCCAGGCUACUGACAGUCACAGCUUAGCAGAAAGAGCCAGGAGGGCAAAGAUCAGUAAGAAAAUGAAAUGUCUGCAAGAUCUAGUCCCUGGAUGCAACAAGAUAACAGGCAGGGCCGGAAUGCUUGACGAAAUCAUCAAUUAUGUCCAAUCUCUUCAAAGACAAGUAGAGUUCAUAUCCAUGAAACUUGCUGAUAUAAAUCGAAGACCAGAUACCGACAACGUUUCCCGGAAAGAGUCACCUGCAUACAUCGCAAGUUUUCCAGCAACCACUAUGUCAUCAACAAUUGCCAAUUUGCCCCACCUUCAACUGAAUCUAGUGCAACAACAGGCAACAAGCAGUAGACCGAAAGCUUCGACAGAUACUUUUCAACUUGUGCCUGAAAAAGCUAUAAGCUCCUCAGCAUUGAUCAAUGACCUAUGCCUAGAUCAUUCACUAUAUCAAGUCCAACCUUUUUGGGAUGCUGACUCACAAAACCUUCAAAAUUUGGGAUUCCAUUAAAGCAGAUCAACUUUUCUUUUCUUCAUCGAUAACUGAAGGCAAUUAGUAUCCUCCGAGGAAUCUACCAGUCUCAGAUCAGAGACAUAAUUUAGGGAACUAAUCACCAUCCCAAGAAUCCACUUUCAAUAAUUCAGCAAUUCUAAUAAUUUCGAGCACUGUAAAUAUUUGCUUCCACAUGCAUAGAUGGAUGUUGCAAAAGCCAUCAUUAAUUCUUACCAAUCAAACAAUCAAAUUUCUUGCAUUGCAAGAAUAAAGAUAUCCUUUAUGUCUGUACCUACGCACUUGGUGAUGUCUGCAGAUAUGCUUUUUGUGCCUUUGAAUGUCGAGAGAAAAAUAGGACCCCAUGAUUGGUACUAAAAGAAAGGCUGAUAGGAAUUGAAAAUGAUAGAGGACCCCAUGGUUGGAUACUUGAAGAAAAGUAGGGGCAAGGAAAGGUGAAAGAAAAGGGAAGGAGCUUGUUGUUGGAUUGGAUGAGCUAGCCUGCUUAGCAGAAGAAAGCAAAAGGAAGCCAUUUGAUUAUAGGACCACAAACCACUGGCUUGAGAUGUGUCUGUAAGUAGCUGAGAUUCUUGAUGACCAUUUGGUAGAUGCUGUUAUAAUAACGUCUUCUUUUGUGGCAAAA